Messenger RNA from Venturia canescens, 925 nucleotides. RefSeq lists its product as uncharacterized. Lineage: Eukaryota; Metazoa; Arthropoda; Insecta; Hymenoptera; Ichneumonidae. The transcript is spliced from 3 exons. The coding region runs from base 7 to 915 and encodes 302 amino acids. The record is from RefSeq and is a predicted model, not a curated record.
UCGAAAAUGGCGUUGUCAGCGAGAAAUCAAUUUGCUGAAAAUACCGACCAGAACGUCAACGCUUCGACGCUGUCGUCGAACGACCCUGUGCCAGAGCAAUUGAAAGAAGUUGUCGAAUUGAUGAACUCCGUAAACAGAAGAUUGGAGGACUGCGCGGUGGAGUGGCAGUCGAGCGUGUCGAGGAAACAAUGGAGAAUUCUCGACGGCAAAUCCGGCUCGGACAAAUCGUGGGAACAGUCACUCUUGGCGAGAACUUAUUUUUCUAACAAAUCAUUGGACGAAGCUUUUCAAAGUUUGCUCUUGAGGGAUAAAACUUUUACUGAGCAAAUAAAUAAUUUUGUGGCUUUGUUGCGUGGCGACGAUGCAUCGCUGACAGCGUUGAACGUUCGUGACGCACAAAAUCAAUGUCCUGACACGCAAACUUUGGAUCGCCCGGAAAAUAAAUGCCCCGACGUAUCCCCCCUCGAUCUGACGUUUUUAGAGAAUCAUGAAAACGUUCGAAAAACACGAAAGAGCAAGAGACUCGCAGCUGGAAACGGAAUCACAUCGAUACAGCAAUCCUUCGGUGAUCUCGUCAAAGCAAAAAUCAAUCUCGAUACGAAGUUCUUGGGAUUCGAAGCCAUACUCAAUGGAAAUAGAAUCCCACAGAAAAAUAAAUCCUCGACUUGCCUCUGUCAAAUAUGCUCAAACGUUCUGGGCAGCGCAGUAGAAAAAAGCAACGUAAUGAAAAGCAUAGCAUCGGUGAGACACAAAGUGCAAAGAGUGACGAGAGCACAGAACAAGAGAUUGACGAGAUCGGCGAAAACUUGGAGCCGCGCCAAAAAGUCGAAACCCGAAUCGAUAACGUUGGAUCAAAACGGUGACGAAGGUACGAUGAUUACAGAAACGAGUUACAGACAACCGAUCACCGAUUGACAUUCAAGAA